CCUCUGCUCCUACAUCAUUUGAAGGUCCUUUUGGCAAAGUCCUCCAUCAGGUGAAAGCUGUGAUAGACACACCUCGCUUCUCCAAGGACUACAAGUGCAACAAGAUCUUCUACAUUCUCUGCCCUCUCAACUUGAAUGACAUCCCUGACAUCGAGCAGCCCAACACUAUGUCCAUCACCAAGAAGUUCAACUACAAGCUUGUGAAAAGUGGUAACAUUAUCUUGACGGCCACCUCGGAUCUGAAAGGGUACAUUGUGGGACAAGCCAUCCAGCUCCGCACGGACAUAGAGAACAAAUCAGGCCGGGACACUGGGGCUGUGGUGGCCAGUCUGCUCCAGAAAGUGGCUUAUAAAUCCAAGCGCUGGAUUUACGACCUGAGGACCAUCGCAGAGGUGGAAGGCUCAGGAGUGAAAGCCUGGAAACAUGCAGAAUGGAAGGAGCAGAUCCUCGUUCCAGCACUGCCCCAGUCCAUUCUGCAGGGCUGUAGCCUCAUACAUAUCGACUACUACAUCCAAGUUUCCAUCAAGUCUCCAGAGGUUUCGGUCACUCUGCCCAUCUAUAUUGGUAACAUUGCUGUGAACAGGGUUCCCCUGAGCCCCUCCCGCUCCAUCCAGCACAUCCCAUCUGCAGUGGUACCCAGUGCCCCCCCGGAGGAAGAGGAGGCUGCCAGCGGUUAUCACCCCAUGGACAAUAUCUCGAUCCCCACCAAAAGCCAUUCCCAGCAGCAGCCCUUUAGCUACGCCCCAGGACUGAGCUUCCAGGAGAUUAGGGUGGACUCGGAGCAAACGGGCUCCCCAAACCAUCCCACACUCUGCCUGUCAACGGGGGCCACUGUCCCUUACUACGCUGAGGGGAACGUGGUGCCUGUCCCCACCGCCAGCUCUCUCAUUUUGCCUCCAGAGUACAGCACGUGGGGCUACCCAUACGAGGCACCUCCAUCCUAUGAGCAGAGCUGCAGCAGUGCCAACUCCAGCAUCAGCAAUGGCAAUUAGCCUCCCAGGCUGGGAGUCCCGCUGGCGCUGCCGACCCCUGGGCACCACGGUUCACCUGCCUACUGCAAAGUCUGGUACAGCACAAGGCGUCUUUUGAUCUCUCUGGCUGCUUGGUGGGGUCAAUGGCACAUCCCAGCCUGGGCUUUUUAAGUCUCUUUUUUUUAGGGAGGGGUUAAAAACCAAAAGAAAAAAAAAAGGGGCAGCCUGAGCAGCCUGUGUGUGUGUAGGAGAGAAACUGAAACGUCUCCUCCUGCUGCAUCAAGUGCUGGAGACUGGUUCCUACCCCAGGGAUGUUCUCUACAGCAGCCUGUGUUUAAAGUACUGUACUCAACACUAACUGCUUUACUAUCAAAGCACCUGCGAUGCCUUAUCCAAAAUGCUCCUGAUGUGGCGUGUCCCCACUGUAGGUGAAAGCUGGGCUGUGGGGACUUUCUCUUCUCUUUUAGGGGCCGUGUGCUCUCCACAAUGGUUUUGACAACCCUUCCUCCUUGUCCUCAGAGGUCCUAAGGGUAACUGAAACAGAAGGUUUCUUGGAGUAAGCAGGUUUGGAAGGUCAGGGACUCUUAAAAAAAAGAAAAGCCAAAAGCACAAGCCCUCGCUAUAGCUGUGUUGUGGGGUGAGUGACCAGCAGCCUUUGGUCCUCUCGCCGUGGGCUGCACCGCUGCCUGCGUGCAGUGAGAGGAGAGAGGCUCUG
Antrostomus carolinensis (chuck-will's-widow) is the source of this 1686-nucleotide messenger RNA. RefSeq names its product arrestin domain containing 1 (gene ARRDC1). Gene Ontology annotation, biological process: protein transport. The annotation marks the transcript as partial. Gene Ontology annotation, molecular function: ubiquitin protein ligase binding; ubiquitin-like ligase-substrate adaptor activity. Gene Ontology annotation, cellular component: cytoplasm. Lineage: Eukaryota; Metazoa; Chordata; Aves; Caprimulgiformes; Caprimulgidae. The record is from RefSeq and is a predicted model, not a curated record. The transcript is spliced from 5 exons.